Notothenia coriiceps (black rockcod) is the source of this 2004-nucleotide messenger RNA. RefSeq names its product disabled homolog 2-interacting protein. Lineage: Eukaryota; Metazoa; Chordata; Actinopteri; Perciformes; Nototheniidae. The record is from RefSeq and is a predicted model, not a curated record. The transcript has 9 exons. Gene Ontology annotation, biological process: regulation of GTPase activity. Bases 1 to 2004 code for a protein of 667 amino acids.
AUGAGUCAACAAAAACCGCUGUCCCCAAAGAACAAGGACUUCCUCACUGACUUGAUGAUGUCGGAGGUGGAUCGCUGCGGGGAGAACGAGCACCUCAUCUUCAGAGAGAACACACUCGCGACCAAGGCCAUCGAGGAAUACCUGAAACUGGUGGGACAGAAGUACCUGCAGGACGCCCUGGGUGAGUUCAUCAAGGCUCUGUAUGAGUCAGAUGAGAACUGUGAGGUGGAUCCGUCCAGAUGUUCCUCAGGCGACCUGCAGGAGCACCAGAGUAACCUGAAGAUGUGCUGCGAGCUGGCCUUCUGCAAAAUCAUCAACUCAUACUGUGUAUUUCCAAGGGAGCUGAAAGAGGUGUUUGCGUCGUGGCGUCAGGAGUGCAGCAACAGGGGUCGCCCGGACAUCAGCGAGCGUCUCAUCAGCGCCUCCUUGUUUCUGCGGUUCCUCUGUCCAGCUAUCAUGUCCCCCUCGCUGUUCAAUCUGAUGCAGGAGUAUCCAGACGACCGCACAGCACGCACGCUCACACUCAUCGCUAAAGUCACACAAAACCUGGCCAACUUCACCAAAUUUGGCAACAAGGAAGAGUACAUGUCCUUCAUGAACCAGUUCCUGGAGCACGAGUGGACCAACAUGCAGCGCUUCCUGCUGGAAAUCUCAAACCCAGAGACCAUCUCCAACACGGCGGGCUUCGAGGGGUACAUCGACCUGGGCAGGGAGCUCUCCACCCUGCACUCCCUCCUCUCUGAGGUGGUGUUCCAGAUGGACCAGAGCGUAGCCUCCAAGCUGGGUCCUCUGCCCAGGAUCCUGCGGGAGGUGAACUCGGCUCUAUCCAACCCGUCCUGCGUCCAGAUGACCCCCGGACCCUCCUCAGAGCUCUCAGGCUCGCCCCCCCCUGAGGCCGGCUGCAGCAUCUCCACCGGCCUGCAGAAGAUGGUCAUAGACAACGAGCUUUCAGGAUUAGUAGACUUCACCCGGUUACCCUCCCCCACCCCGGAGAAUAAGGACCUGUUCUUUGUGACACGGAGCUCAGGGAUCCAGCCAUCCCCAGCACGCAGCUCCAGCUACUCCGAGACCAAUGAACCCGACCUGGGAAUGGCCAACGGCAGCAAGAGCCUGUCCAUGGUGGACCUCCAGGACCCCCGCAGUCUGGAGGGGGGGCCAGGUCCCAGCUCCUCGGAGGCCCUGAGUGAAGGUGUAAGCUCUUUGGGGGUGUGGUCCGCCAGAGCCCCACAAGGAAACAUCCCGGGGGGUCCCACUCUGAGGAGGUCCGGCCAGACCCCCCCCACCCUGGCAACAGAGAGCACCCCCGGCCGACCCGCCCAGCUCCUAGCCCCCCUCUCCUUCCAGAACCCUGUGUACCAGAUGGCGGCGUGCCUACCUGUGUCCCCCCGGGGGAUGAACGACUCAGGGUCAGAGUGCCAAAGCUCUGUCAGUUCCCAUAGCAACAACGAGGAUGGGCCCGCGGGAGGGAAGCACUCUUUCUUGAAUCACGGUGGAGGUGGGGGAGGGAGCAGCGGGGACGAGUACACCCGGCGCUCAGGGGAGUUUAACCGCCGACAGCUGUCCCUCACAGAGCAGCAGCACCAGCCCACCGUGCCCAGACAGAACAGCGCCGGCCCCCAGCGGAGGAUAGACCAGCCCCCGCCUCAGAGCAUCACUCGGGGCCGCACCCCCCCGAACCUCCUCACCAGUGGACCCUACCCCCGGCCCUCCUCUGGAAACUUGAUGACCAACUCACCGGACUGGCCUGGCAGCGGAGCGCGGUUACGGCAGCAGUCCUCCUCCUCUAAAGGGGACAGUCCGGAGACCAAGCAGAGGGGGCCACACAAACAGGCCCCCUCCCCAGUGAUCCCCAGUGCGCUGGACCGCACAGCAGCCUGGCUUUUGAAUAUGAAUGUGCAGUUUUUAGACCAUGAGGGGAUGGAGCCCGAGUCACUGAGAAACAGAGAGGAUCUGACUCAGGUGGAGAAGUACCAGCAGGAGAUCCUGGUGCUGCAGGAGAGCUGA